Messenger RNA from Drosophila mojavensis, 567 nucleotides. RefSeq names its product protein FAM98B. The transcript has a single exon. NCBI's taxonomy places the organism in Eukaryota, Metazoa, Arthropoda, Insecta, Diptera, Drosophilidae. Bases 91 to 447 code for a protein of 118 amino acids. The record is from RefSeq and is a predicted model, not a curated record.
ACGAAAUUAGGUUUGCAGCAUCAGUUCAACUUAGAACGAUUUACCGAGUAUAUCGAGAGCGAGAGAGCAAGGAAAUCAAAACAGUGAAAGAUGCGUUUAACACUUUUGGCGCUAGUUGGCGCAGUUUGCAUCGCCUGCAGCUUUGCCCAUCCGCUGGAGGAGCAAGCCGAGAAGAACGACCUGUACAACGUGGCUGAUCUGGGUCAAGGCCAUGCCAAUGAAGAAGGACGACAGGCUCGAUUCCUGCUUGGAGGCCUUGGCGGCCUUGGCGGCUGGGGUGGCGGCUGGGGCGGAGGCUUCCGUCGCGGCUGGGGCGGUGGCUGGGGAGGCGGCGGCUGGGGCGGCGGCUAUGGCGGCGGCUGGGGAGGUGGUGGCUGGCGUGGUGGUUGGGGCGGCGGCUGGGGUGGUGGCUAUCGUGGCGGCUGGGGCGGCGGCUGGCUUGGCUAAGCUCUGCUCAAGCAAGCAAAUCAGCCUCUACCAAGAACGACCUGCCAAGCAGCUGCUGCACCACAACAGCUUCUAAUCCUUUACUGGUGUUUGUAAAUAAAGAACAUUUAAAAAUCGAAA